ACUCCCUUCAGCACAGGGUGACUGUGGGGGGCCCCAGGUGCCAGGUAGGCAGGACUGUCACUGGGGCCAUGGGGACCCCGGAGCUACCACCGCCUUCCUUGGCCCCUCCCUGGCCAGGGCCUCCUGGAGUGGGGGGUGGGAGCAUCCACGGGCUUGUCCAGGCAGCGGUGCCUGAUUGUUCUCUUCAGACCCCUCCCUGGGAUGCCAAAUCCGUGGGGCCAGUGGAUUCUGCCCCCAAACCUGUCCGACCAGUUGUUUGGGAAGAGGGGGCACCUGGGAGGAGCUUCAGGAGGUACCGGAGGCAAGCUCUCCAGUCCCCCGGCAGACAGCACAGCGGAAGCUCUGGGACGCUGCAGACAGACGGACGGUCAGACACUUGGCCUGGCCAUGGGGCUCGGUGGGGGACAGUAUCGGCUGCCGGUGCCACUGUGGCUGCUGUUGACCUGCCUCCAGCAGGGGACAGGCCUGGAGCGCAUCAGCUACGUGCCCCAGCUCUCCAGCCCCACCCUGGCAGGGACACUCACCCAGUCUACCUUCACGCUGGAGCAGCCAAGGGGCCAGUUCAGUCGCCUCAACAUCUCCGACUUGGACACCAUCUGGCUGGUGGUGGCCCACAGCAACGCCACCCAGAACUUCGCUGCCCCACAGAGGGUGGAGGACAUCCCAGUCCCGGCUGACUUCAGCCAGAGGGGCUACUAUCUCACGCUGAUGGCCACCCGGUUGCUCUACCCGGGCAACCAGCCUGGCAACCAGCUCCGGGUCCUACGCGUUGGCAAUGAUACCCGCUGCUCCCCUAAGACGAGAGGCUGUAACCCCCCCCUGCCGGGCCCUGGUCCCUAUCGAGUGAAGUUCCUGGUGAUGAGUGACAGGGGACCUGUGGCUGAGACAGAAUGGUCCAGCGAGACCCGCCUGCAGCAAGCCAAGGCACUACAGGCUGUCCCAGGACCCCAAAGCGCGGGCACCGUGGUCAUCAUUGCCAUUUUGUCGGUCUUGCUGGCUGUCCUUUUCACUGCCCUCCUUGCUCUGCUUAUCUACACCUGUCACGACACCUGCAGGAGCGCUCCCAUUUCGGGCCCAGAGCAGUCGACUUGCGUGAGAAGAUACAACACCCACCACGUGACUGGCCCCCCAGCCGUGGGGGCCUCCUGAGGGGUCCGCACCUGCCCCUCGGCCUCCUCCCUGGUCCAGGCUGCAGAUCCCGGGCUGGGAGCAUGCCCGGAAGCUUCUGGAGCCCUGGGAGAGAGUGUUUCCAAGUGAGGGUGAGGGGAGAGUGUCCUUAGCCCAAAAUUAGACCUGUCCCUGUCAGAAAUAAAUGUCCCCAGCAGCCCUGCACAUCUGUGUUGUUGUUCACCUGGG
Messenger RNA from Panthera uncia (snow leopard), 1356 nucleotides. Its product is annotated as uroplakin-3b-like protein 1. The record is from RefSeq and is a predicted model, not a curated record. Gene Ontology annotation, molecular function: heme binding; peroxidase activity. Gene Ontology annotation, biological process: response to oxidative stress. Lineage: Eukaryota; Metazoa; Chordata; Mammalia; Carnivora; Felidae.